AUGGAUUGGAGGAUGAUUGAGGCUGCUCAAACAGGAAACAUUAACGUCUUGUAUGAAUUAAUCCUGGAAGAUCCAUAUGUUUUGGAGCGUAUUGACCACGUGCCUUUUCUUGAUACACCUUUACAUGUAGCAGCCCGUGCUGGCCAUGUUGAUUUUGUGAUGGAAAUGAUGAACUUGAAGCCAUCCUUUGCAAGAAAGCUAAACCAAGCUGGGUCUAGUCCCUUGCAUUUGGCUUUGCGAAAUGACAAAAUCCAAGCAGUGCUUCGACUCCUUAAGUUUGAUAUAGGUCUUGUUCGUGUCAAAGGGAGGGAGGGCCUGACUCCUCUGCACCAUGUAGUUGGAACCGGAAACCUUGAUCUUUCGAUCACGUUUCUUGAGGCUUGCCCUGAGGCUAUUGAAGAUGUGACUGUUCGAGACGAGACUGCUCUCCAUCUUGCAGUCAAAAACGACAUGUUUGAAGCUUUUGAAGUCUUGAUGGGGUGGCUCCGAAGGAGCCGCCAUGAAGCUGCCCAACGUUGGGAAAAUGAACUACUGAGGUGGAGGGACAUUGAAGGCAACACAGUUCUGCACAUUGCAGCUAUCAGAAAUAGACCUCAGGUGGUAAAAGUAUUGGUGGAAAAUUUGAGUCAAGACCAUAUCAAUGCCAAAAAUUUGGAGGGAUUAACGGCUCUAGAUAUCGUAUUAGAACGCCAAAGGAUUGAUAGGCAAGUGGAUAAUAGAGAGAUUAUGGAUAUGUUAAUCAAAGCUGGAGGUUUGCGUGGUUCCUUGCUUCCCAAAAAACCCAACUCUUCAAUCAACAUCAGUUCACUCAGAUCAAAGAUGUCAUAUUUGCAAAAAUUUGCAACAAUGGCAGCUCGUGGAAAUAAGGGUAUCUCAAAUGGGAUGCGGAACACAUUUCUAGUAGUGACUGUGCUAAUUAUAACAGCCACUUACGAUGCCUCAUUAAAUCCUCCCAAGAAGGGUGACAAUGUUUCAUCCCACACUAACAAAGUUUGGCUGCUGGAAGCAAAUCCUCCUAGUGGCAAAUAUCUUCCGGCCGAGGACUGGCAAAAUUUGGUAGAUGCAUCUACCAUGUUUUGGUUAUACAACACUUUAACCUUUUGGGCGGCAAUUGGGUUAACAGCAUAUCUCCUCCCGAAUCGUUUAAUCUGUUUGUUUCUUCUCAUAACACUUUCCCUUUUCGGCUCCUGUUACAUGCUUUUAGUAGCUGUCAUCUCAUGGAAGCUGCAAUCUCUUAUUUCUCUUGCACCUUCAUACUUAACGUAUCAUGCUGUCUCCGUUGUGAACUACUGCUUGUCAACGUUAAUAGCAGUCCUGGUGGCUUAUCGGAUCGCCAGUUAUGUUUGCUGCAGAUUUGUACCCAGAAGAAAGAUUUUCUGCCUCGUACAACUUCUUUCCUUUUUGUCUAUUGUUAUUUGUAUUCUUACUCCAGCUAUGCUAAAUGUCGAAACCAUAUUAAAGUCUAAUUUCUUUUUGUGA
Messenger RNA from Theobroma umbraticum, 1479 nucleotides. Its product is annotated as ankyrin repeat-containing protein BDA1-like. The record is from RefSeq and is a predicted model, not a curated record. Gene Ontology annotation, molecular function: protein binding. NCBI's taxonomy places the organism in Eukaryota, Viridiplantae, Streptophyta, Magnoliopsida, Malvales, Malvaceae.